This is a messenger RNA of Guyanagaster necrorhizus, 1741 nucleotides long. Its product is annotated as calcium/proton exchanger. Lineage: Eukaryota; Fungi; Basidiomycota; Agaricomycetes; Agaricales; Physalacriaceae. Gene Ontology annotation, cellular component: fungal-type vacuole membrane. The transcript is spliced from 7 exons. The coding region runs from base 25 to 1698 and encodes 557 amino acids. Gene Ontology annotation, molecular function: calcium:proton antiporter activity. Gene Ontology annotation, biological process: calcium ion transmembrane transport; intracellular calcium ion homeostasis. The record is from RefSeq and is a predicted model, not a curated record.
CCGGUGUACUCCUAAAAUAUAGUAAUGUCUACUGCUCCCAACGUAGGAGGCUCUAAUGUUUUAGAAAAAGUAUUUUGCUCCUCACCAGCGCCCACUGAAGUUCCCCCUCCCUCUGGAAAUGGGCUGCGCCACUCUCGCACACUGUCCUCCUCCUCCUCGUCGCGCAUUACGGAGCGACCACCCCCAUUCUCUAGGAAAUUAACCCGCGCGCUGUUUGUUCGACCUUCGGAAACAAGGGGUCCAGUUCCCGGACAUUUACAGAGCAUAAAGUCAGCCUUGACUUACAGCUGGGUCAAUGUACUCUUUGUCUUUAAUCCGAUCGCAUGGGCUUUACAUUAUACCCGUCAGGCAGACGGUGCUGUCUUUGCCAUGGCCCUUUUGGGUGUGGUACCUUUGGCUAGUAUGCUUGGCCACGGCACAGAAACUAUAGCCCUUUACACAGGCGACGCCCUUGGUGGUCUCAUUAAUGCAUCCCUGGGAAAUGCCACAGAGUUCAUUAUUGCUAUCCUUCUGCUCGUGAAAUGCGAAAUUCGUGUCGUCCAGGCUUCGCUACUUGGAGGUCUUCUUUCUAAUCUGCUUCUCGUAACUGGAAUGGCCUUCAUUGUGGGAGGUAUUCGUUUCUCCCAGCAGCAGUUCCAACAGACAGCUGCGCAGCUCAAUACCUCCUUGCUUACCUUGGCGGCAAUCGCCCUUGUUAUUCCCACCUGUUUUGCAUUUGCGAUCGAGCACGCCUCUGGAGAAGAAACUGAGCGGGAUGUCAUCCUUGAAAUGUCUCGUGGCAGUGCGCUCAUCCUCAUUUUCAUUUACGUGAGCUAUAUGGUCUUCCAGCUCUACAGCCAUUCAUACUUGUAUAACCCUGAUAACGAUGUCCUCAAUGACGUCCAUUCGACCGUGUCUAGUGUGCGAUCCGCUCCAGCAGCAUCGAUCCAACCUGCUAUGCAUAUUCUCAGCGAUGACUUUUCUCGUCCUCCGCGAGUAAACAGGUCUCAAAGUCUCGCCACGAGCUUUGGCAGCCGGACAUUUUUGGGAUACGGCGCGAAACUAGUAGGAAGACGGUCACUCCCUGUACAUCUCAGCAGCGUGGGUGAGAAAGAAGAGGAGAUUCGCGAUCAACUCUCUGCACAAAGGGGGCAUCAAGACCUCGAAGCAGCCGGCCUUGCAGGAGACACUAAUAGCGAGAAUGAAUUGGACACGCCAGAGAUGAACCUUACUGUCACAAUUGCCGUCUUGAUUGGUGCUACUGGCCUCACGUAUCUGACAGCGGAGGCCCUCACUGAUUCAUUGGAAGGGAUCGGUCAAAAUGGAAGUGUCAGUACUGAAUGGUUGGGUUUGAUUCUGUUAGCUAUUGUGGGUAACGCGGCAGAGCAUGUGACCGCUGUCUUCGUUGCGUAUCGCAAUAAGAUUGACUUGGCGCUCGCUGUAUCCGUAGGAUCGUGUAUUCAGGUAUCUCUUUUUGUCAUCCCCCUACUGGUAUUGAUUGGUUGGAUGGCAAAUAAACCACUCUCGUUGUUAUUUGAUCCUCUUGAAGUUGUUACUCUGUUCCUCUCCGUUCUUCUCAUACGGUUUGCCACGGAAGACAGACGUACGCAUUAUAUGAGUGGAAUUCUUUUGUUUGGGACCUACGUAUUGAUUGCAUUUUCGUUUUGGUUUUACCCCCAAAAUGGUACUAGCGCGGGAAACCUUUUCUCAGAGUGCUAACAUCAGACCUAGCUAGUUGUAUGAAUAGAAUAGAAUACCGGCC